Molecule: messenger RNA, 1188 nt
Organism: Dissoconium aciculare CBS 342.82
Lineage: Eukaryota; Fungi; Ascomycota; Dothideomycetes; Mycosphaerellales; Dissoconiaceae
Product: PIN domain-like protein
Exons: 3
Coding region: 1-1188 (395 amino acids)
Cellular component (GO): nucleus; cytoplasm
Molecular function (GO): DNA binding; 5'-flap endonuclease activity; 5'-3' exonuclease activity
Source: RefSeq, a predicted model, not a curated record
AUGGGUAUCAAACAAUUAUACCAAGUGAUCCGAGAUAAUUGUCCCGAUGCCAUCAAAGAAGGAGACAUCAAAACUCAAUUUGGUCGCAAAGUCGCCAUCGAUGCUUCCAUGUCAUUGUACUCGUUCUUGGUCGCCGUGCGAAGUAAUGGCGAGCAACUCAUGUCUGACACUGGCGAAACCACCUCACAUCUUAUGGGCAUGUUCUACCGUACACUCCGCAUCGUUGACAACGGAAUCAAACCUGUCUACGUCUUCGAUGGCGCGCCUCCAAAGCUGAAGUCUGGCGAGCUUGCGAAGCGUUUCCAGCGCAAGUCAGAAGCACAAGAGUCACACGAAGAGGCGAAAGAGACCGGUACGGCGGAAGACGUGGAGAAGUUCAGUCGGCGAACAGUCCGAGUCACCCGAGAACACAACGAAGAAGCUCGAAGGCUGCUCAAGCUGAUGGGAAUCCCAUUCAUCAUCGCCCCCACGGAGGCCGAAGCACAAUGCGCUGUCCUGGCAAGAGCUGGCAAAGUAUACGCUGCGGCGUCCGAGGAUAUGGACACAUUGACGUUCGACACACCGAUUCUCUUGCGCCACCUGACAUUCUCAGAAGCACGUGCCAAAGACGAGCCUUUGCAAGAAAUCCACCUUGACCGUGUGCUCGAGGGACUGGACAUGGAUCGCGAGCAAUUCAUCGAUUUGUGCAUCUUGCUUGGAUGCGACUAUGUCGACCCUGUGCGAGGUAUCGGUCCAAAAGUCGCCCUUGGACUGAUCAAAGAAUUCAAGAACCUUGAAGCGAUCGUGGAGAACAAUGAGAAGACUAAGAAAUACACAUUCCCAGAAGACUGGCCAUACAAGGAUGCCCGCCUAUUAUUCCUGGAGCCGGAUGUCCGCAAAGCGGAUCACCCUGAUUGUGACUUCAAAUGGGAGAGCCCGGAUGUCCCAGGUCUAGUCCAAUUUCUGGUCGAGGAGAAGGGAUUCAGCGAGGACCGUGUCCGUGCCGGUGCCGCGAGACUACAGAAGAACGUCAAGUCGAGUCAGCAGUCUAGACUAGAAGGGUUCUUCAAGCCGAAAGAAAAAACAGAGGAGGAAAAAGCCAAUCUCAAGCGCAAGAACGAAGAGAAGCUCGAGGAGCGAAAGAAGCAAAAGAAGGCGGAAGCGAAAGCAAAGAAGGAUGCCAAGUCGAAGCCAAAGAUGAACACGUGA